AUGAUGGUCAAAUUUACUAAAUAUGUUGAGCACAAUGAUGCCAUAUUGCUGGUCGUAAUAUCUGCUGCUCAGGCACCUGAAGUUGCUUCAUGUAAAGCUAUCAGAAUUACCAAGGAGUAUGAUAGUGAAUGUACUAGAACUGCCGGUGUUAUUAGCAAGAUAGAUCAAGCAGUUUCAGAGCCAAAAGUGCUUGCGGCUGUGCAAGCUCUUUUGUCGGGUCAAGGACCACGAAGUACAGCUGAUAUGCCCUGGGUUGCCUUAAUUGGUCAAUCUGUUUCCAUAGCUUCUGCCCAGUCUGGAAGUGUUGGAUCUGAUAACUCAUUGGAGACUGCAUGGCGAGCUGAGAGUGAAAGUUUAAAAUCUAUUUUGACAGGAGCGCCUCAAAGUAAGCAUGGUAGGUUAGCAUUGGUCGAGAUCCUUGCUCACCAGAUACGCAAUAGAAUGAAAGUCAGACUUCCAAAUCUGCUUUCCAACAAUCCAUUUCACUGUUUUUCUUUGUCAGCAGAAGCAAUUGAUUGCUUCAGGGAAAAUCUCAAGUUGUACAGGAUGCAUGAGUUGGUUAGGCUUGGGGAGCAAAUGGUUAAUAGUGCUGAAGGUACCAAAGCCUUAGCACUUAAGCUUUGCCGUGAAUUUGAGGAUAAGUUUCUGCAGCAUAUCACUGGCGGCGAGGUGGGUAAAUAA
Molecule: messenger RNA, 681 nt
Organism: Nicotiana attenuata
Lineage: Eukaryota; Viridiplantae; Streptophyta; Magnoliopsida; Solanales; Solanaceae
Product: dynamin-2B-like
Exons: 4
Coding region: 1-681 (226 amino acids)
Cellular component (GO): membrane; microtubule; cytoplasm
Molecular function (GO): microtubule binding; GTPase activity; GTP binding
Source: RefSeq, a predicted model, not a curated record